AGGUACUUAAAAAUCAGUGAGAUUGGAACUCAUGCAUCAUGGUUCACGGGUUGAUAAAACAAAAGUUGGACCACUUGGGUCAAAAUUUUUUGAUUCUGCUGUAUCUGUUACUAGUGGCCUCAAUUCAGAAACUUGGUUCCUUGAAUUUAUUGUUUUUGGUGGUGAACUGAGACGAGACGUUAGGCAUGCUUCCAUUAGUGAAAUUAUCUCAAUGUAUGAGUUUGUACGUGAUUAUGGACCAAGUGUAAUGACCCAUUAAUCCAUUAUGUAUAUGGUUCUCAUAAAGGAAGGAGACGAGUUAUUUGAAGUACAGCAAACAGUAUAGCAAGGUUACAAUGUCUUCAGUUUAUAAGAAGACUGUCAGAGGGUCCAGCUAAACUGGUGCAGUUCUCAUAUUUACAGACUGUUCCUUAUGGUGAAGUGGUUUUGCAGACUUUAGCUUUAAGUUUUUGGGGGUGGGCCACUGAUAACAAAGUUUGAGCGAACAAAUUAUCAAUGAGUUUAGUGGAGUAGAUCUGUUGAAGACCUUUCUGAUGUUAGUAUUCAUGUGUUUGACAUAGAUGGAAGUGUGUACUUGCGCAAGUGGAUGAAAUCACCAAGUUGGUCAGAUAACAUGUCGGUCACCUUCUGGAGGAAUUCUUUAGUUAAACGUGGGAUUGUGCUGGCAAAAAACCUUGUUGUAGGUGAUCUAAGUCUUGUUGAGAGGGCAGCAUUGACAUGCAAAGUGAAAAGUCGAAUAGUGGAGAAGACCCGAGCAACAAUUGAUGCAGCUAUGAUCAAAGGAAUACCAAGCAAUAUUGAUCUUUUCAAGGAGCUUUUGAUUUCCUUGGUAGUGGUUGCAAAAAAAUUUGACGAGUCUAGGCAGUGGAAGAAGCCAUGUUUAACUCUAUCUUUUUUAUUCAUUGUUUAUACCAUUAUUUUCAGAAAUUUACUGUCUUAUGUGCUCCCGGCAACCAUUGUGACUAUGGCUACCACUAUGCUUUUAUUGAAGGGUCUCAAAGAACAAGGGCGUCUAGGAAGAUCUUUUGGUAGAGUAGUAAUACAAGAUCAGCCACCCUCAAAUACAAUCCAGAAAAUAAUUGCUGUAAAGGAUGCCAUGACAUACAUCGAGAACUAUCUUCAGAAUGUUAACAUUGUUCUCCUUAAAAUUAGGACGAUUUUGUUAUCUGGUCAACCUGAGGUGACAUCUGAAAUUGCUAUGGUGCUUCUCGGUUUGGCUAUUAUUCUCCUUGUGAUUCCUUUUAAGUAUAUUCUUGCUUUCGUUAUCUUCGAUCUUUUUACGCGUGAGUUAGACUUCCGAAGGAAAAUGGUUAUCAAAGUCAUGAAGUUUCUAAGAGAACGGUGGGCUGCUGUUCAUGCGGCACCUGUGGUGGUACUCCCAUAUGAGAGUACUGAUAUGGUUGGAGUCGACAACACUGAUGCAGAUAAAACAGAUCUGAAGGAUAUUGGAAAACGGUAAUGCUGCAGCCAUAGUGUAGAAAUGUAUGAAAUAUCAAUA
Messenger RNA from Zingiber officinale, 1498 nucleotides. RefSeq lists its product as uncharacterized. The record is from RefSeq and is a predicted model, not a curated record. The coding region runs from base 587 to 1459 and encodes 290 amino acids. NCBI's taxonomy places the organism in Eukaryota, Viridiplantae, Streptophyta, Magnoliopsida, Zingiberales, Zingiberaceae. The transcript is spliced from 5 exons.